Fusarium keratoplasticum is the source of this 1281-nucleotide messenger RNA. RefSeq lists its product as uncharacterized. NCBI's taxonomy places the organism in Eukaryota, Fungi, Ascomycota, Sordariomycetes, Hypocreales, Nectriaceae. The transcript is spliced from 2 exons. Bases 1 to 1281 code for a protein of 426 amino acids. Gene Ontology annotation, biological process: L-leucine catabolic process. Gene Ontology annotation, molecular function: flavin adenine dinucleotide binding; 3-methylbutanoyl-CoA dehydrogenase activity. The record is from RefSeq and is a predicted model, not a curated record.
AUGGCAAGCGUGCGGACUUUCAGAUCACUCGCCCGACCUGUUGCGGCCAGGCAAUGGCGCCCUGCUGUGACGCUCCCCGCAAUCCAGUCUCGACUUCACUCGUCCAAGCACCCCAAAGGCUUCGAGGCCCCUUCAAAGGAGGAGCUCGAUGAGCUGAGGGACAGAGUGCAAGAAUUUACUCGCCGUGAGAUCACGGAGGAGGUGGCGGCAAAGACAGACAAGACCAAUGCCUUCCCCGCCGAGAUGUGGCAGAAGCUGGGAGAGGCUGGCUUCCUCGGCAUCACGGCUGAUGAGGACGUGGGAGGUCUCGCCAUGGGUUACCAAGCACACAUUGUUGUCAUGGAGGAGCUCUCUCGGGCCUCUGGAUCCAUUGGCCUCAGCUACGCGGCACAUUCACAGCUUUGCGUCAACCAGCUCCAGCUCAACGGAUCACCGGAGCAGAAGCAAAAGUACCUGCCCGGCCUCAUCGCCGGCACAAGCGUUGGCGCCCUGGCCAUGUCCGAAUCGGGCGCCGGCAGCGAUGUUGUCAGCAUGCGGACGACAGCCAAGGCCGUGGACGGCGGCUACGUGCUCAAUGGGUCCAAGAUGUGGAUUACCAACGGGCCCGAUGCCGACGUGAUCGUCGUGUACGCAAAGACGGAGCCCGACAAGGCAUCCAAGGGCAUCACGGCGUUCCUGGUGGAUACCAAGACGGAAGGCUUCAGUUGUGCCCGUAAGCUUGACAAGAUGGGCAUGCGCGGCAGCAACACGGGCGAGCUCAUGUUUGACAACGUUUUCGUGCCCACCGAGAACAUCCUCGGCAAGAUCAACGGCGGCGUGAGAGUCCUCAUGGAGGGUCUUGAUCUGGAGCGUCUGGUGUUGAGCGCUGGACCCCUCGGCAUCAUGCAAGCGGCACUCGAUGUUGCUCUGCCAUUCACACACCAGCGCAAGCAGUUUGGCCAGCCCAUUGCGCACAACCAGUUCCUCCAGGGCAAGCUGGCAGACAUGUACACCAAGCUCCAGGCUUCUCGAGCAUACACAUAUAUGACGGCCAAGGCCGUGGAUGAGAAUGGUUUGAUCCGUACUCAAGACUGCGCCGGUGCUAUCUUGUAUGCUGCGGAGCGGGCAACAGAGUGCACGCUCGACUGCAUCCAACUGCUGGGCGGCAUGGGAUAUGUGGAGGAGAUGCCUGCAUCUCGAUUGCUUCGCGACGCUAAAUUGUACGAGAUCGGAGCCGGCACGUCUGAGAUCAGACGCAUGGUGAUUGGAAGGGCGUUUAACAAGGAAUAUGCACAGGCAUGA